AUGCAGCAAAUCACACUCUCUAUACGAGGAGGACCUGCGCCUCCAACAGUGGGCAGCGCCACCACGGAGCCAGCCAAUCAGUCCCAACUCUCCCAGAGCACCUUCUGGCUGAUGGGCAUCCCAGGCCUGGAGCGCUUCCAUGUCUGGAUUGGGAUUCCCUUCUGCUCCAUGUACCUGGUGGCAGUGAUGGGAAACGUGACUAUCCUGGCUGUGGUAAGAGCAGAGCGCAGCCUCCACGAGCCCAUGUUCCUCUUCCUGUGCAUGCUGUCAGUCACUGACCUGGUCCUCUCCACGUCUACACUGCCACGCAUGCUCUGUCUCUUCUGGAUGGGAGCCCAUGACAUCGCCUUCGAUGCAUGCCUUGCCCAAAUGUUCUUCAUCCACAGCUUCACUGCCAUGGAAUCUGGCUUCUUCUUGGCCAUGGCCAUUGACCGCUAUGUGGCCAUCUGUGACCCGCUGCGCCACGCCACAAUUCUCACCCACAGCCGCAUCGCCAAAAUGGGAGCAGCUGUGGUGCUACGUGGGGUGGGCUUCUUCUCCCCACACCCCGUCCUGCUCAAGAAGCUGCCCUACUGCAGAACUCGAACCACUGCACACACCUACUGUGAGUUCAUGGCUCUGGUGAAGCUGGCGUGUGUGGACACAGGAGCUACCAAGCGUUUCAGCCUUGUCAUUGGCUCCUGUGAUGGCUUCUUCAUUGCCAUCGCCUAUGUUCUGAUCCUCCGUGCUGUCUUCCGACUUCCAUCUCGAGAAGCAAGUCUCAAAGCCUUAGGCACCUGUGGCUCCCACGUCUGUGUAAUCCUUGUUUUCUACUCUACAGCUGUCUUCACAUUGCUGACCCACCGUUUUGGCCACAAUGUGGCUCCCAAAAUCCAUAUCCUCAUAGCCAACAUGUACCUUCUGGUACCACCUUUUCUUAACCCCAUUGUUUAUGGCAUUAGGACAAAGAAAAUUGGGGAAUAUGUUCUUAGUUUUCUUAGACUAAAAGUUUCUUGA
This is a messenger RNA of Psammomys obesus (fat sand rat), 996 nucleotides long. Its product is annotated as olfactory receptor 52M1-like. Gene Ontology annotation, cellular component: membrane. Gene Ontology annotation, molecular function: G protein-coupled receptor activity; olfactory receptor activity. Lineage: Eukaryota; Metazoa; Chordata; Mammalia; Rodentia; Muridae. Gene Ontology annotation, biological process: G protein-coupled receptor signaling pathway. The record is from RefSeq and is a predicted model, not a curated record.